UAAGCUCCAGUUGUAGGUGAAUUUUUGUUGUUUGUGACAUAUUUAUUUAUAUCAUGCCUACUUGUUGUGUUGAAGCCUUUUGCUGGAACACGUAGGAAGGAGACGGAGUAAGCGUGUUCACAUUUCUAAAAGACAACAUUCGCCUCGUCAGAUAAACGGCAAACUUCGCGGGCCAAAUGUUACUGGUGAUGUCCGUACAAAUGUCCAUACUGCCCCGUAGAUGGAAAUAAAAAGACCUUUGAGUGUGGAAAAGGAGAGCCAAGGUGGCAGCUAUCUUGCCGUCCAUCUGUCAGUUUCGGUCAGUAAAUGUCACGGCGUGGCCUGGCCCUGACCCCAAGAUGCAAAGAGGGGACGCAAAUGCAGGAGGUGUAAACCGAGCGGGGCCGGUCCCUGCCUUCCUCAGGAGCCCAGCCGUCAUCCCCCCAUCCCCCCUAGACAUGAAGCCCUUCCUUCAAUUCCCCCUGGAGUCGCCGCACGCUGCGCCUGUGGGCCUCUUCCACAACUUUAAUACAAUGGACCCCGUCCAGAAGGCUGUCAUGACGCACACCUUUGGACCGCCCGUGCUGAAGACAAAGCGGCCCAUCAUCUCCUGCAACGUCUGCCAAAUCCGCUUCAACUCCGAGAGUCAGGCAGAGGCGCACUACAAGGGGAACCGCCACGCUCGCAGAGUGAAGGGCAUCGAGACGUCCAAGACGGCUCGCCCUCAAGAUGGCGACAGGCAGCACCCUCCCCCGACCACCUCACCCUCCCCGCCACGGCCCUCACCAUCCAGACCAGAUCCUGAUGCUAACAAGCAGGAUGAGACCCAAUCCUGUCCCAGCUCGGAGUCACCUUUGACCCCGAGCCACCUAUCUGCAGCCAGCUCAGCAGACGCAGAGUGUCCCUUCUUGGCAUCUGUGGGCACGCCUCUGACAUCCUCCCCGGUACCCGCCGCCGUCCUCAGCACGCCACCUGCAGACUCAGCAGGCGCCGUCCUUCCUGACACCCCGUCUCCGGCACCCAGCCCCUCCUCUGGAGAGUCAGAAGAAGAGAAAGCUAAGAAGCUUCUCUACUGCUCCUUGUGCAAAGUCGCAGUUAAUUCCCUCUCACAGCUGGAGGCACAUAACAAAGGUACAAAACACAAGACAAUUCUGGAGGCACGGAGUGGACUGGGGCCCAUUAAAGCCUACCCACGACUGGGUCUGAAAGGCAGCCCCGAGCAGGGAGGGGACCUGUCUUCUGACCCCAACACUCAGGAACGAACCUUCCACUGUGAGAUCUGCAAUGUCCGAGUCAACUCUGAGCUGCAACUUAAACAGCACAUAUCCAGCCGCAGGCAUCGAGAUGGAGUCGCAGGGAAACCCAAUCCUCUCCUCAGCCGCAACAAGAAGCGUGCAGAUUUCAUGGAACUUCCAAAAACUCUGGGGGCGGGACUUUUACCAAAUCCUCUGGCCGUGGCGGCAGCCAUGGCCGCCGCCGCGUCCUCCAAUCAGCUGGCAUUACGAGCUCCUGGCCCGGCCACCCACCCUCACCCCCAUCACCACCUCUUACAGGGCGCACCCCUCAGCCUGCUGAGGCCCGCCCCGGGGCCGAUUCGCACCACGCACGGGCCCAUUCUCUUCACUCCGUACUGAUGGCGGGAGAAUGAGGAGGAGUCGGGAAGAAGCACACUGUGAAGGGCAGAGCCGGACCCGUUCGGUCUUUCAUUCUUGUCAGACGGACGCCUCAUGGUGCAUUGUGGAGUUGCAGGCUGCUGCUACGUUAACAGGAAGAAGCAGACAUUUUCAUCCUGCGGCAUUAAAGAUCCACUAAGUAACCCCGCAAAGAUGAGGAAGCGGGACUUUUAAACAAUCUUCUAUCAAGCAUGGACUUCCACCGUACCUCAAACCCUACCUCGGAAAAUCUCAAUCCUCUCCGCACCCAAAGCAUCGACAUCAUAAGGACAAAAAAAGAAGAAGCCCGUUGGGUUCCAUGAUAUUGUGGUCUCCUCUGAUGUUAGCUGUUAGAAAUCACUGUGUAAUGGCUUCCCCCUUUUUGUGCUCUAUGGAUUUGCAUCUCUGUACUGUAUGUACCGUACUGUCUUCCCAGUUGGCUUAGGGGGUCUCUACCUCCCUCCGGGGGACACAGUCAGAGACUAAAAGAGAAAGGGAACAUAGAUGAAGUCUUAAAGAUAUUUAACCGAGCACCUUAACCACAUGAACGGACUGACUAGAGGUCAUAGAGUGACGUACUAUGCAGGUAGCAGUGUUUCUAUGUGUGCUUUGAUUAGAAGUUCAUCAGGGUAGACGAAGGCGAUGUCCACAUGGGAACGUGUCCACACAGCGUUGGAUGGGUAAACAGUCACAGGAACGGAUGACUGGGUGAAAACCAUGUAAUACACAUAAGGCACACAUGCAGUCGUAAGCAAACGUUUGGGCACCCCUGACACUUUCCAUCAAUCAUUUAUUUAUAAAUCACUGGGUGUUUGUUAUUACACCUUCAUUUGCAUAUAUUAAAUAUGCAAAUGAUAUGUCACCUCUCAGCUAAAGCGGGAGUUACAUCCCGAUGUGUUCAUUACGUAAUGUUUUGUCACAAGUGUGGGUAGCCACUUGUAAAAGGGGCGGAACCCAACGCAGGGAAGCAGACCAAAAAUAGAUACAAAAGGUAUUUAAUAACGUAAAGUGUCCCAAGCGGGAAAAGUACAACACAAGGAAAAAUCACAAACCAAAAGUAGAAAACACAAAACACUGCCGGCAGAAGGCUGACAGGAAUUAACUAGAAUACAAUGGAGAAAUACUACAGGCAAACCUGAGCUGGAACAACAACUAGUGUAACAGGAAAUAGUACUGAGCAGAGGAAACAAGGGUGAGCCAGAAAGCGGGGAACAGGUAAGGGGCCGGACGAAGCGGAACAGGUAGCAAGGAGUACAAUCUGGCACUGGUCCCUCGUAGCUGCUGAGUAUAAGAAGGCCUGCCUGAUGGGAUUGCCUGCAGGUGUGUGCUGGGGACUCCACCCACACCGGCUGGAGCUGCACAGAGAGCACAUACACAGCAGGCGGCAGCAGAGUGACAAACACCAUCUUGGGGAAAUGUGUUGUCUGUGGCCAGCACGUAGAGGAAGUAGGGUAUCAGAGGGGGUGCAAGUGAUUCAUGACACCCACGUGCUUGCCGCUCCCCCUCCGUCGGUAGCUUUUAGAUCGGGAGUGUGGCGCGCGACUCGUGCGUGCUCGGUGCGUUUUGUGUAAGGCUGUCGUACGUUUGACUCACCGGGGAAGGUACGUAUGUGGGCAUCGUACGCGGCUCGUGCAGCCCGCUCACGUCGAUCACAAGAUGGGCGUACCGCCUGCCUGCGGCACCUACGGCUGUCGUGACCGGGAGAACCAGAGCGUACAGCGGGAUGAGCCGCCCGCCGUGUCCGGGUAAGGCGCAUGAAUGUCGGAUAUGCAAUCUCGAAAGUUGAUUGUUAAAAUUCAAACGAAAUUUGAACUUUGAGAACAAGAGAAUGUGAUAAAACGUUAAUGCCUGUCUGACAAAGUGUAUCAAGUGUAUGCUGAGGGCUUCCACAGCCUUAAAACAUAAUCAUUGUACAAAAAUAUAGUUGGCUACUUCGCCGAUGUCACUGAUUGUGGGCUAUUUUGGGAACCUAUUUCUCGCGAUAAACGAGGGAACGCUGUAAACGAAAAUGAGAUUGGAGCUCCAAAAACCCAAUGUUUCGUUCAUGAAAAUGAUGGAAAUUGUCAGGGGUGCCCAAACGUUAGCAUACGACUGUUUGUUCAUGCGGCGCCACAGACGAGACACACAGACAGAACCACGUCACACACCAAAACCACAGAAGAAGAACGAAACGCAGGCGCAUAACGUCCGUCGUCUUCCGCUUGUUUGGUGUGUCUGGACCAGCUUGAUCAACUUUUUAAAGUUGUAUUGUUGUACUUUUGGUCCUCUCCUUGACUGUCUUUGCAGUCUUGAUUUUCUCAAUCAUUUACUGUUUAUUUUUUCAUUCGGGUUGUAGAUGCGCUUACAUUUGAAGAACGAUUCGUUCAUCUAUUCUCCAUCUGGGACGUCAUUGGGAGAUUUGUCUGAUGUUUGACCUGCGGUUGCUGCCGAGAGGUCCGCCCCGCCUCACAGCAGUCGCAAGCGGUCGGUGCACAGUCAGCUCCCGUGGCACACUAUCUGCCUCUCCCGGAGUCACCACCACAUUAGCGAGUCAUAGCUACAGCACGAUUGUCGUUAGAAAACAUAUUGCUAUGCUUUUGUUAAUGACAUCCUUUUAUUUUACUUUCUUCAGACUCAACUCAAAACUCCCUCACCAUUUUUCUCUCCAAUGAGACUCACUGCAUACACUAGCCUGCCCCUCUCCCCCCUUUCCUUGCUCAUCCAGUCAGCAGUCAGAAUGCAGUCUAGAUGCAUUCACGGACUUGCGGCGAGUCGGAUUUUUCAAACUCUUUUUGAAUUUUCACAUUUCCUCCACGCUUGGCAACGGAAGCCGCAACAAGGAGGCUGAGGAGCCUGGGCUCCGGAGCCGCAGGCUGCAGACCCCUGGUCUAGGCUGACAAUGAAGUGGAAUUAUUUCGAGAGACAAAAACACUUCAGAAGAAUGUCGAAGGUUCCGUGUGGACGUCCAUCCAUCCAUUUUCUUCCGCUUAUCUGGGUCCGGCUCACAGGGGCAGCAGUCUCAGUAGGGAAGCCCAGUCUUCCCGGUCCCCGGCCACCUGUUCCAGUUCCAGGAGGUCCCCAAGGUGUUCCCAGGCCCGCUAUGAGACAUAAUCCCUCCAGCGUGUUCUAGGUCUGCCUGGGGACCUUCUCCCGGCCGGGCAUGCCUGGAACACCUCACCAGGGAGGCAUCCGGACUAGAUGCUUGUAUCUGUACGCUUGUAUCUGAAAUCUCGUUCUUUCCAACACGACCCAAAGCUCAUGACCAUAGGUGAGGGUGAGAACAUUGAUGGGGGAGCUAAAUUGAGCUCAGCUCUCUCUUCACCACGACGGUUCGGUACAGCGACCGCGUUACUGCAGACGCUGUGCCGAUGCGCCUGUCGACCUCACGCUCCACCCGUGUGGACAAAUAACCCACAUUUGAUUCCUCGGAUUUGAUUUAAAAUUUUAAAAAAGUGGGACUGCAUUUGAAAUGCAUUGAAAUCCUUUCAUUUGUGUCUCCCUGCACAGAACAGGAAGGUUUCAGUAUCUCAGAGAAAGACUUUCAACACUGUGAGCACAGCCAGACGUGGGUGAUAUAGCAGCAGCUCUUUGCAAUGUGGGCACACACACACACACACACACACACACACACACACACACACACACAUACAAAGACACCAAGGUUGUGUCUGUGAAUAUUCUCAUUCAUCCAGGUCGGUCAUUGUACUCCCAGGCCAUUGAACCCAUGGCAUCGGACUCUUUGGGUCACCUUCAUCAGUUCAUGCUGAAAGACUAGAUAGGACAGUUCUGGUCUGAAGGGAGGAUACAGGAUCCAAGUAUUUAUCCUCCAAGGUAGAGGCCCCAACCAAGAAUGGUUUCACUCUUAUGCUCGUAGUCCUGCUUGGGGGGGAUGGUAGGCCUGUCAUCAUAACUAAUAAGUGUCCGAGAAAAUAUUGCUGAUAAAGGAUAUUAUUUCUUAUGUUUUCAUGAAUGUAGUGCUAAUAUAUGACACACAGUACAGCGUAUCAAAAGCAAUAAGCUUUCAUUUCUCAAGAGUAUUGAAUAGGGGUGCACAUCUCUUUGUGAUAGACCAUUGGAGUUAUGAUACGAUUCAAAAACAGUGCAUUUUAAAAGCGUACGACUCGAUGCAGCGUACGAACCAUACGAUUCGACUCUACAGUUAAUGUUUGUUGAUGUAGACAUGAAUCUUGCAAUCUAAAAUAGCCAUGCCAAUGAUCUUUUCUAACGUGUGAAAGAGCACAUCAUAUCCCCAAGCAUGCUGUGAGGCACUGGCCAAAAUCAAGUCACCAGAAUAACGUCAAAUGCUUGUAUUGUUUAGACUUGCUCUUUUUCUUUGAUCAAUCCCAUAUCAUAUAAUGUCAUACCAAUAAUGCUAAUAAAACAAUCAUGAUGUCAUAACAACAAGGUAGGUAACAAAGCUGCAACGUUUAGUGAUGCGCUAGCUAGCAGCUGGCUGGCUAGUAGUGAUGGAAAUUUCGGCUCUUUGGCUUGACUCACUAAAAAGAAGCAUCUCUUUCGGCUCCCAAGUGGCGCCUUGGAUUUUUUGUUGUCUUAUUACCAAAUGAUGUGUAUUGUGUAAAAUGAAUUACUAGUGUAAAAAACAAAGACCCAUCUCAAUAGACAAAUUAGGUCAAAUCUCUUCAUGCAAAUUUCUUAUGAACCAAUCGGCUCUAAGAGCACUGCAGCGUGCGUUUAACCCCGCCCCUCCCCCUGCUCAGUGUGGACACAGAGAUGCGCCACACAUCUUGACCAAUGACAUUCGCCUUUAACAACAACAAAAAAAAAAACACCAGGAAAAAACUUGCGCUCUGCCCGGCUUCCAACCGGCUUCUGCAGAAUGAGAGGCAAGAGCGCUAGCCAUUGAGCUAAAAGUCGAUGUCCAGUGCGACCGCAAAGCUGUCGGGGAGUGAGGUUUACCAGGGUGCCAGCUAGCACACAUUACAUAAAUACUCCCGUUUUGCAUCAUCCCCUCAGACUGGAGCUGUCCUAUCUAGUCGUAAGCAUGAACUGAUGAAGCCUGCUCGGAUGAGAGGACAAACGUCUUUGAGGACAACCUGAACAGUCUGGUUGCAAUGGAUUCAAUGCCCUGGGAAAACCAGCAUGAUGUCAUUACUAGACACACACACACACACACACACACACACACACACACACAGUAGCAAAAAUGUGGUAGCUUUGCAGGUGUGUGGUGAGAUAAAGCAAUGUGGUUUCCUUGCUAUGCUUCAUGACCCAACACGACCCAUCAAAAGCGUCAUGGCAGCAUGUCAGAGACUAACGGGAAGCUUUAGCAAAAUGAAACUGUAGCAAUACUUUCUGCUCUUUUCAUGUGAAACGCAAUAAAUUAAAAAAUAUCCAUCGUUUUUAGGAGUUGUGUGUAGAAAUAUUGCUGUAAAUGUAGAUAGUUUUUAAAAAAUGACAAAAGGUGUAUGUGGGGGCUUCCAAAUUGUUGCAUUCUAAUAGAAUUGUACACGGAAUCAUUAAACUCAGUUCAUGAUUCGACUCUGAGUGGUCAGACUUUUUAUUUGAAAUGCUUUCUAUUUUUUUCUAGUAUCUCUUGGUUUAAUUAGUACACGUUUGUCAAAUCCUACUCCCUGACACCUUCCCCAUCCGGUUGACAGUCCGAGCUUUUAGCUCGAUGGCUAGCGCUCCCGACUUUCAUUCUGUGGAUCCUGGAUCGAGCCCGGGUGGAACUCCAGGUCGGCUAGACCAGGUGGGUUACAUCCAUCCAUCCCCAUCCACUACUGAUGGGGACGUCAUCCAACUUCCUGCCAAAA
Messenger RNA from Dunckerocampus dactyliophorus (ringed pipefish), 7384 nucleotides. Its product is annotated as zinc finger protein 385A-like. The transcript is spliced from 9 exons. Lineage: Eukaryota; Metazoa; Chordata; Actinopteri; Syngnathiformes; Syngnathidae. Gene Ontology annotation, molecular function: nucleic acid binding; zinc ion binding. Gene Ontology annotation, cellular component: nucleus. The record is from RefSeq and is a predicted model, not a curated record. Bases 339 to 1613 code for a protein of 424 amino acids.